This is a messenger RNA of Emys orbicularis (European pond turtle), 4797 nucleotides long. It is a transcript of the gene TIAM1, whose product is annotated as TIAM Rac1 associated GEF 1. NCBI's taxonomy places the organism in Eukaryota, Metazoa, Chordata, Testudines, Emydidae. Gene Ontology annotation, biological process: activation of GTPase activity; positive regulation of axonogenesis; small GTPase-mediated signal transduction. The coding region runs from base 1 to 4797 and encodes 1598 amino acids. The record is from RefSeq and is a predicted model, not a curated record. Gene Ontology annotation, molecular function: protein binding; guanyl-nucleotide exchange factor activity. The transcript is spliced from 25 exons. Gene Ontology annotation, cellular component: plasma membrane; cytosol; synapse.
AUGGGAAACGCGGAAAGCCAAAAUGUAGAGCACGCAUUGUAUGGAGACAAGCACUCCAGCCUGGGACGGAAGCACACAUCACGCUCACUUCGCCUUUCAAAUAAAACUUCUCGACGGACCAGGCAUGCUUCUUCAGGGAAGGUUAUCCACAGGAACUCAGAAGUGAGCACACGAUCUAGCAGUACUCCUAGCAUCCCCCAGUCACUGGCAGAAAAUGGUCUGGAGCCUUUUAACCAAGAAGCCAAUUUAGAGGACUUUGGAAGCCCCAUUUGGGUGGACAGAGUGGAUAUGGGCUUAAGGCCUGUUUCUUACCACACCGAUUCUUCUGUUACUCCUAGCGUGGACAGCAGCACAGUUCUCACGGCAGCCUCAGUGCAGAGCAUGCCAGACACAGAAGAAAGCAGACUUUAUGGGGAUGACACUACAUUUUUGGCUGAAGAAGAUGGCAGACAGCAUCGAUAUUCAACAAACGGGACAACUUUCAUGGAAACUGCAAGCUUCAAGAAAAAGCGUUCAAAAUCUGCAGAUAUCUGGCGGGAGGAUAGCUUGGAAUUUUCGCUCUCUGACCUCAGCCAAGAACAUUUAACAAGCAAUGAAGAAAUCUUAGGUUCAGCUGAGGAGAAGGAUGGUGAGGGGAUUCGAGGCACAGAAGCAAGCAACAGUCCCCAGCAGCUGGUCACCUGCCAACGUGCCAAUUCUAUGAGUGACUUGUAUUCUCCAAAAAACUCAGGUGCUACAAUAAAUGGAGGCCCACGAAACACCUUUGGGGCUUAUUGUCGGAAUUUAGUGUCCGAUAUUCCAGAUAUUGGAAACCAUAAGAUGGCGUCAGCUACAGCAGAGGAUACUCCUUCCUACAGUAAUUAUAAUACACUCCCCUGUAGGAAAUCUCACUGCCUUUCAGAAGGUGCCACCAACCUACAAAUCAGCCACAGCAACAGCAUGCAAGGCCGAAGGGCAAAAACUGCUCAGGAUGUGAAUGCAGGUGAAGGGAGUGAAUUUGCUGACAGUGGAAUCGAGGGCGCAACCACCGAUACAGACCUCCUCUCCAGACGUUCAAAUGCUACAAACUCUAGCUAUUCUCCAACGGCUAGUCGAGCUUUCAUUGGCAGCGACAGCGGCAGCAGCUCUACAGGAGAUGGGGUCCGUCAGGGAGUGUAUGAGAACUUCCGAAGGGAGCUGGAAAUGAGCACCACCAACAGCGAGAACUUGGAAGAAGCUGGUUCAACCCUGAGUGAUGAGCAAAGCAGUGGUACCUUGAGUUCUCCAGGGCAGUCUGACAUCCUCCUUACAGCUGGCCAGGGCACUGUACGGAAAGCUGGGGCUCUUGCAGUGAAAAAUUUUCUGGUGCACAAAAAGAAUAAGAAAGUGGAGUCAGCUACACGCAGGAAAUGGAAACACUAUUGGGUUUCCUUAAAAGGAUGUACAUUAUUCUUCUAUGAGAGUGAUGGCAGAUCUGGAAUAGACCACAACAGCAUCCCAAAGCACGCUGUCUGGGUGGAAAACAGUAUAGUGCAAGCAGUGCCCGAGCACCCAAAGAAAGACUUUGUUUUCUGCCUCAGUAAUUCCCUUGGGGAUGCAUUUCUCUUUCAGACCUCUAGCCAGACCGAACUAGAGAAUUGGAUCACUGCAGUCCAUUCUGCUUGUGCAACUGCUGUAGCAAGACAACAUCACAAAGAGGACACGGUCAAACUGUUGAAAACUGAAAUAAAAAAGCUGGAACAGAAGAUCGAUAUGGAUGAGAAAAUGAAGAAAAUGGGUGAAAUGCAGCUGUCCUCAGUAACGGACUCCAAGAAGAAGAAGACCAUACUUGAUCAGAUCUUUGUUUGGGAACAGAACCUUGAACAGUUCCAAAUGGACCUAUUUCGGUAUCGUUGUUAUUUAGCUAGCCUCCAAGGAGGGGAGCUGCCAAACCCAAAAAGGCUACUUGCUUUCGCAAGUCGUCCAACUAAAGUUGCAAUGGGCCGUCUUGGAAUCUUUUCAGUAUCUUCUUUUCAUGCACUGGUGGCAGCUCGCACUGGGGAGGCCGGAGUAAGAAGAAGAACACAGGCCAUGUCCAGAUCCGCCAGCAAACGGAGAAGCAGGUUUUCUUCUCUUUGGGGACUGGAUACUACCUCAAAGAAAAAACAAGGGAGGCCAAGCAUUAACCAGGUCUUUGGUGAAGGAGUUGAUUCCGUGAAGAAGUCUUUAGAAGGAAUCUUUGAUGAUACAGUACCAGAUGGCAAGAGGGAAAAAGAAGUGGCACUGACCAGCACCCAUCAGCAUAAUCCUGAUUGUGAUAUUUGGGUUCAUGAGUAUUUUACGCCAUCUUGGUUCUGCCUGCCAAAUAACCAGCCUGCUUUGACAGUAAUCCAUCCAGGUGACACCACAAGAGAUGUUUUGGAAAUGAUUUGUAAGACAUAUCAGCUGGAUCAUUCAGCUCACUUUCUGCGUCUUAAGUUCCUGAUAGAAAACCAGAUGCAAUUUUAUGUACCAAAGCCAGAAGAGGACAUCUAUGAAUUGUUAUACAAAGAAAUUGAAAUCUGUCAAAAAAUUACACAGCACAUUCAGAUUGAGAAGUCCGAUACAGCCUCUGAUUUUUAUGGCUUUUCUCUCUCUUCUGUGGAAGAAGAAGGGUUUCGUCGGCUUUAUGUGAACCGUGUAAAAGAGACAGGUCUGGCUUUCAAGAAAGGCCUUAAAGCUGGUGAUGAAAUUGUUGAGAUUAACAAAAGAGGAGCUGAAGACCUGAAUUCAACCAUGCUGAAAGAUGCCCUUGUUCAGCCUUCACUGUGCCUUACAGUGCGUACUUAUCCUGAGAUAGAGGGGGGGCAGAAGUUAAUGCAACCACCCCCACGUCGCAUGGAAAACCUGUCUGACUUGAGUGACAGUGCACUGAUGUAUAGCGGCAGUAACCAAGGGCACACGCUUUUUAGCGAACAAGAAAGCAGUGCUGAGGCAGCUCCAGAAGAAGCAGAAGUGCCUGAUUUGGAGUCCUCUGAUGAGACAGAUAGGAUGAGCAAGAGUACAGAACAAGUUGCUGCAUUUUGUCGCAGUCUACAUGAGAUGAAUCCUUCUGAUUCGAGUUUGCAUCCUCAAGAAUUUACAGGGCCUCAGCUGUCCACCAUGAGACAACUUACAGAUGCUGAUAAACUGCGCAAGGUUAUUUGUGAAUUGCUUGAAACAGAACGCACCUAUGUCAAAGACUUAAACUGUCUAAUGGAAAGAUACCUGAAACCUCUACAAAAAGAAACUUUCCUCACUCAAGAUGAGCUCGAUGUUCUCUUUGGGAAUUUGACUGAAAUGGUAGCAUUCCAGGUGGAGUUCCUGAAAACUCUGGAAGAUGGAGUGAGGCUGGUGCCAGACCUGGAAAAGCUUGAAAAAGUUGAUCAAUUUAAGAAAGUGUUGUUUUCCUUGGGUGGAUCCUUUCUUUACUAUGCUGACCGUUUCAAGCUGUACAGUGCCUUCUGUGCCAGCCACACUAAAGUUCCAAAAGUAUUAGUAAAAGCUAAGACGGACACUGCUUUUAAGGCAUUUUUGGAUGCUCAGAAUCCUAGACGGCAACACUCCUCAACACUGGAGUCUUACCUUAUCAAACCUAUCCAGCGGAUACUAAAGUAUCCUCUCCUGCUGAGGGAACUCUUCGCUCUGACUGAUGCAGACAGUGAAGAACACUAUCACCUUGAUGUGGCCAUAAAAACAAUGAACAAAGUUGCCAGCCAUAUUAAUGAAAUGCAGAAAAUACAUGAAGAGUAUGGUGCAGUGUUUGAUCAGCUCAUAGCAGAACAGACUGGGGAAAAAAAAGAGGUUGCAGACCUUUCCAUGGGAGACUUACUUUUGCAUAAUACAGUGAUCUGGCUUAACCCUCCUGCAUCAUUGGGGAAAUGGAAGAAGGAACCUGAGUUAGCAGCAUUUGUGUUCAAAACUGCUGUUGUCCUUGUAUAUAAAGAUGGUUCCAAACAGAAGAAGAAACUUGGAGGAUCACAUAGGGCUUCAAUUUAUGAAGACUGGGACCCAUUCCGUUUUCGUCACAUGAUUCCCUUAGAAGCUCUGCAGGUUCGCGCACUGGCAAGUGCAGAUGCAGAGACCAAUUCUGUGUGCGAGAUUGUUCAUGUUAAAUCUGAGUCCGAAGGCAGACCAGAGAGAACAUUCCACCUCUGCUGUAGUUCCCCAGACCACAGAAAGGAUUUUCUGAAGGCUGUGCACUCCAUUCUACGUGAUAAGCACAGAAGGCAGCUUCUUAAAACUGAAAGUCUGCCCUCAUCCCAACAAUAUGUUCCUUUUGGAGGGAAAAGACUGUGUGCUCUAAAAGGUGCAAGGCCAGCAAUGAACAGGGCAGUGUCUGCCCCAAGCAAGUCUCUUGGGAGGAGGAGGCGGCGGCUGGCCCGAAACAGGUUUACCAUUGACUCGGAUGCUGUCUUCGAAAGCAGCCCUGAAAAAGAGUCCCGGCAGCCCACAGCCAGUGGGGACACUGACCGCUGGGUAGAGGAACAGUUUGACCUUGCUCAGUAUGAGGAGCAGGAGGACAUCAAAGAAACAGACAUCCUCAGCGAUGACGAUGAGUACUGUGAGUCUACGAAAAGCACCACAAUUGACAGAGAACUUCAGGAGCAGUUGCAGGCUGCUUCCAUUACAAGCAGCCAGUCACGUCGGGCAGAAAAAGCACGGCAUGCAAUGGGCACGCAUGCUGCCAGAAUGACUCAGUUGAAGAAGCAAGCUGCACUCUCUGGGAUCAAUGGCGGGGUGGAAAGUAAUAGUGAAGAAGUCAUCUGGGUUAGGCGUGAAGACUUUGUACCUAGCAGAAAACUGAACACUGAGCUCUAA